AUGUUUAACCCUCACCACGCUUCCGGAUCUGGCUCGAACCCACCUCCUCCACCUCCUCCUGGACAUGAUCCGCCACAGGAUCCUCCCCCACCUGGGCCAUCCAACAAUGUUCGAGGCAUAGAUGAGGACUCACGCACUCGCAUCAGCGAGAUGGUGGCGGCCACGACGCUGGCCAAGGGCAGCAUUGCUGACGGGCCCAUCGGCCAGCUCGUCGACAAGUUCAAGGGCAGCCUCAAGGCUAAGAAGGAAGCCGCAGAAAAGAAAGCGAAGCUCGACGGCUGGAAGGUAACCAACAUCGGUUACUUCCACCCAGACUUACCCGAAAAGUUUGGACCCGGAGAUUAUGUUACCGUCGGUAAAGACACACACUUGUGA
Hypoxylon fragiforme is the source of this 375-nucleotide messenger RNA. RefSeq lists its product as uncharacterized. The record is from RefSeq and is a predicted model, not a curated record. Bases 1 to 375 code for a protein of 124 amino acids. The transcript has a single exon. Lineage: Eukaryota; Fungi; Ascomycota; Sordariomycetes; Xylariales; Hypoxylaceae.